This is a messenger RNA of Trichoplax adhaerens, 549 nucleotides long. RefSeq lists its product as uncharacterized. Gene Ontology annotation, biological process: sodium ion transmembrane transport. Bases 1 to 549 code for a protein of 182 amino acids. The transcript has 5 exons. NCBI's taxonomy places the organism in Eukaryota, Metazoa, Placozoa, Uniplacotomia, Trichoplacea, Trichoplacidae. Gene Ontology annotation, molecular function: ligand-gated sodium channel activity. Gene Ontology annotation, cellular component: membrane. The record is from RefSeq and is a predicted model, not a curated record.
AUGCGUACAGAGUUGCCGGCUAGUUCAGCUCCAUUCUGUUCAGCGCAUCAAAUUAAUCAGUGUAUGACUAAUAAUAUUGAAGAAAUAAACAAUAGUUCCUGCUAUUGUCCAACAGCAUGCUUGUGGACUUCGUAUGAUCCAGCGGUGAGCUAUUCCAUGACACCAACUGAAACGAUAACAUCAGAAGAAGCACCACUUUUUGGCUUGAACCUGGAUGAAGUAGAUGCUAAUAGAGUACUAAAUUCAUCCAUUUCCAGAUACAUGAGAAAGAAUUAUAUAUUCCUUGAUAUAUUCUUCGAGAGAUUGAGAUACAACACAGCAAUACAGGAAUUGGGCUACACCUUUAACGCUUUCUUAAGUGACAUUGGCGGUCAAUUAGGUCUUUUCAUCGGAGCCAGUGUAUUAACCAUGCUUGAAAUUGGUGAAUACUUCUUGACUAAGCUUAAGAAUCUAUGUAAAAUAAUUAAGCGUCCAACAAGCCAAAACGAGUAUGAAAUUGCACCGGCUUCUCCAAAUACAACAUUCGAAGAAAAUCCAAUUCCAGUGUGA